This is a messenger RNA of Eriocheir sinensis (Chinese mitten crab), 1632 nucleotides long. Its product is annotated as microfibril-associated glycoprotein 4-like. The transcript is spliced from 4 exons. The coding region runs from base 123 to 1073 and encodes 316 amino acids. Lineage: Eukaryota; Metazoa; Arthropoda; Malacostraca; Decapoda; Varunidae. The record is from RefSeq and is a predicted model, not a curated record.
AGCCGACGCCCACUGCUGGCCUGCACAGUUCAGGACGGUGGCCCAGCGAGAUAUCUCGAUCUGCUGCCUGGCAGAUAAGUCUUGGAGAAAUACCUCAUUUGCCAGAAGAUCAGCAGGUCUCAAUGACAGUUCUGAUGCUGCUGAGCGCCGUGCUCGUGGCCGUGGUCGUGGCCGCGGAUGAGCCAGCCAGCACUGCCGCCCCUGCUGCAGAGGGCAACACGAGCAAUAUGCUCCUCGGCAAGUCUGUAGUGUCCAGUCUCCUCGUCGCAACGGGCUUCAGCGAGGCGUGUGUGGCCGAAGCCCUGGACACCUGUGCACCCGCCUCAGUGCAGCCCCCAACGCCGCCGAACCCGCUGGUGCAGGAGGCGAGAGAGUUGUUGCAGGAGGUGCGUCAAGUCGUGAGUCACUACGACAACCGACCGCGUCACUGCAAGGACCUGCUGGACGGCGGGGACAGCGGCAAGGGCCUUCGCCACGUGUACCCCUUCCCUGGACAGCCCCAGCGCCGCGUGGCAGUGUACUGCGACCAAACGAUAGACGAAGGGGGCUGGACGGUGUUCCAGAGACGCACCAACGACACCGUCCGCGAAGACUUCAACCGCACGUGGGUUGAAUACCAGCUGGGUUUCGGUCAUCUCGAGGGCGAGUUCUGGCUGGGCCUUGACCUGCUGCACGAACUGACAUCGGCGGCUCUUCAGGAACUUCGCAUCGACAUGGCGGAUUGGGACGACGUAAAACGGUUCGCAAAGUACGACUUCUUCUACAUCGGCCCUCCAAGCACCAAGUACCGCCUCAGUGUUGAAAGGUACAGCGGUGACGCAGGGGACUCUUUUAGCGGUCAUUCUGGCUCAUGCUUUACCACUCAUGAUGCUGAUAACGACUCAUGGCCAAAUAACUGUGCUAAGCACUUUGGUGGUGCGUGGUGGUACAAUGCGUGUGCUAGCUGCAACCUGAACAACUUCCAGCACGUGGGGAAACACGCGGCUUAUGACACCGGCAUCAAUUGGGAUACAUGGCGAGGGAACGAGUACUCCUUGCGGCAGACCGCUAUGAUGAUCCGACCAGCCUUCUGAACAUUCAUCAUGAUUCUGGUUUCAAAGGUUGACUGGGACACCAAUUUUGUUGGACAAUCUUCAAGUGCGGUAUUUUGUGAUUUUACACACACCUGUAUAUAAUAAGUUAAAAACAAGUAAUAAAAAACACAUAAAUGAGGCAUUCAAAUCGGUACAGUCGCAACAACUGGUUUUCUAGACCCUUAUGAUAUCUAGUUUUCAUUCACUUUUCCUGUGAAUAUAUUUCUGCUUUUACCAAACACUGCAAGACGAAACAUUGUCAUUUUAACAGUAUUUGGACAGCUUGCAACAAGUUACAUGACUUACGUUUAUAUAUGACUUACAAAUAAAGCUAUAAUUAGCUUCAGCGUUACAGGUAACAAAGUAGUAGACGGCGAACUAAGAAUGUAAUAAUAACAAGUUAAAAACAAUUACAAACAAACACCAAAACGAGGCAUUCCAAUCUGUCCGGCGUCUGAACAAACUGAGAGGCACAUAACAUUCUCUAAGUUGAUGAGGAGGAAAACUGUGGCUGUAACCAAUUUUCUCCUAAUAAAACAAAUGAACAGAUACUGAAAAA